Messenger RNA from Staurois parvus, 2091 nucleotides. The record is from the annotation of a GenBank genome assembly. Lineage: Eukaryota; Metazoa; Chordata; Amphibia; Anura; Ranidae.
AUGAGCUGCAGCCAUUUGAAUCUGACAGAGAAAGAAUACUUUGGCCUGGAAUUUAAAAACAACACGGGAUACCAUGUUUGGCUGGGACUUCUGAAACCCAUAACCAAGCAAGUGAAAAAUCCUAAGGAAACAAUUUUCAAAUUCAUGGUGAAGUUCUUCCCAGUAGACCCGGGGCAACUACGGGGCGAGUUAACUAGGUAUCUCUUCGCUUUACAAAUAAAAAAAGAUCUAGCAUCUGGGAAACUAACUUGUAAUGACAACAGUGGUGCCUUAAUGACAUCUUAUAUCAUUCAGGCUGAGUUGGGAGAUUAUGAAGAGGAAACCGCCAGGAAACAUUUGGAACAAAACCAGUACUUGCCAAACCAGGAGUAUCUGGACAACAAGAAGAUCCUUAAAUAUUAUCAGCGACAUGUAGGGAAAUCUCCAGCGGAUGCAGACAUGCAGCUGUUAGACAUAGCUCGGAAACUGGACAUGUAUGGAAUCAGACCUCAUCAGGCCAUAGAUGGAGAGAACAUGCAAAUCAAUCUUGCAGUUGCUCAUAUGGGAGUCUUGGUGAUACGGGGAAACACUAAGAUAAACACCUUCAACUGGGCUACUGUCAGAAAGCUGAGCUUCAAAAGGAAACAUUUCCUGAUCAAACUUCAUCCCCAUAUUGAUACCUUAUGCAAGGAUACCCUGGAAUUCACUAUGGUUACUCGGGAUGCCUGUAAAGCCUUCUGGAAAACCUGUGUGGAGUAUCAUGCCUUCUUUCGUCUGUGUGAAGAGCCUAAGUGUAAACCAAGGCCUUUCCUGUGUAGUAAGGGUUCCAAUUUCAGGUACAGUGGAAGAACCCAAAAACAACUGUUUGAUUCUUGGACUAAAGGAAAGGCUAAGAAUCUGCCUUUUGAAAGGAAACACUUAAAAGCAAAUCUUCAUGAAAGACAGUGUAGAUCCUCUCCUGACCUCCUUUCUGAAGUGGCAAAGCAGCCUAAUGAUUUAUGCCUGGUGUACACCAGCAGACCAUGUUCUAGAAGUGUCAACAGUGUGGGGUGGGAUCCCCUUAUGGACAGGAACAGAAGGAACUCUGCUGUCGACGUACUCUUCAGCAAAGAGAUGGAACGCUUUAAACCUGAUGAGCUGGAGCUAGUAGCUUUGCAGCAGUCCAAAAGCAGCUCCUCAUUCCCUGGCUGUAGUUAUAGCGAUCUACUAAGUAAUGAAUCUCAUCAACAAAUCCAGAGGAGACCUGUGUCCUGUUAUGAGGAAAGUAACUAUUUCACUGAAAACCGCAAAAGCUCAUCUGAAGGUAGCAUGAGAGAGGUUUUGCCUUCAUCAUCAAGGAUUUCCUACACUGAUACAGGCCCUGACCCAUGUUUUACCAGACACUAUGUGAAAAAGGGGCUGCCUAACAGAUACUGCUAUACAGACGGAAUAACCCAAUUGCCAGCGCAGGCCUCUGCUGUAGUGGAAGAAAUCAUGAGGCUUACUAGUCAAUCUAAGCUUUUUCCAGGACAGCCAGCAGAUCGCAGUCCAAGUGCUAGACGAUUGAAGGAGUAUCACCAGCCAGUCUACCCCAGGACUAGCUGCAAGGGCAGUGCGAACGUGGUAAACCAAACAGAUGCACAUAUAACAAAUAUGGAAAAUUCUCAAGAUCCUUAUCCAAAAAGAUCUUGGAGUCAUUCAGAUAUGAAGUCUGAAUGGUUACCACGUGGGUCAGAAUUCAGACCUUUGGGUCCUUAUCCUAUCUUCAGCAGGACUUCAAGUGUCUCAAGAAACCCUUUGCCACAUAAGCUUAUUCCAUUACCACUUCCCCCUCCACCACUUCCUCCCCCUCCCCCACCACCUCUCGCUCUUGCUCCAUCAUCAUCUUCAAAGAAAGGUCCACAAAUGACUGAGCGUUAUGUCUACAGUGGGACUGAAUCCAGUGACUCUGAUUCUGAGAUCAUAAAUCCAUACUACUAUGCUGUUUUUGGUAAAAACAUCAGACAUCCUAUGGCUAGAGUCAGACUGUCAUCAGGAAGCCUCCAGCUGGAUGAUGAAGAGGAGGUUCCACUAAACGUUCAUGGAUGGGAAAGCAGGAAACCCAAAUCAGAGAGGAAACAUUAUUAUACUUAG